Messenger RNA from Nerophis ophidion (straightnose pipefish), 2928 nucleotides. It is a transcript of the gene gas2a, whose product is annotated as growth arrest-specific protein 2. The transcript is spliced from 8 exons. The record is from RefSeq and is a predicted model, not a curated record. Gene Ontology annotation, molecular function: cytoskeletal adaptor activity; microtubule binding; actin filament binding. Gene Ontology annotation, biological process: actin crosslink formation. The coding region runs from base 207 to 1223 and encodes 338 amino acids. Lineage: Eukaryota; Metazoa; Chordata; Actinopteri; Syngnathiformes; Syngnathidae. Gene Ontology annotation, cellular component: actin filament.
CCCUCCCCAUCAGCUGGGAGUGCGUGUGGAGCCAGAUCAUGAGAACGUGUGGUGUGGAGCUGCUGGAGUUGUGCUGAUCACCCUGUAGGUGGAUGCAGGGCAGUGAAAAAGCAUGAAAAGUGGGACUUUGCAUGCAACUCAGAGAAAGGAGUGAGAAGAAGGCGUCCACCCAACAGCUCUUCCCUGAGGGUUUUCCAUAGAGAACCAUGUGCAGCUCACUUAGUCCCAAACAUCCAAGCAGCCCCGGCCUGACAGACAUGCAGCAGUACCACCAGUGGCUGGCCAGUCGACACGAAGCCAGCCUGUUGCCCAUGAAGGAAGACCUUGGCCUGUGGCUCACUAGUAUGCUCGGGCUGGAAAUCACCGCAGAGAGCUUCAUGGAACGCUUAGACAACGGCGUCCUCCUGUGCCAGCUGGCUGAGACUCUACAGGAGAAGUUCAGGGAAAGCAGUGGAUACCUGCCUCUCACUGACAGGAAGGUUCUUCCUAACAGAAGGAUUCCAUGCCGGCGCAGUGCGCCUUCUGGCUCUUUCUUCGCACGGGACAACACAGCCAACUUCCUGUCCUGGUGUCGCGAGGUUGGAGUUGGGGAAACGUGUUUGUUUGAGUCAGAGGGUUUAGUUCUUCACAAGCAACCACGAGAAGUUUGUCUCUGCCUGUUACAGUUGGGACGGAUAGCAUCCAGGUACAACGUGGAGCCUCCUGGCCUUAUAAAACUGGAAAAGGAGAUAGAACAGGAAGAAAAAGCACCUCUACCUCCUCUGUCGCCCGCAUCCCUCGUUCAACCCCUUCCUCCAUCUCCCUCGUGGUCUCCAUCCCCGUCCCCAACACCUCCUAAAGUCACGUCGAGCAAGAAGAGCUCAGGGAACCUGCUUGAUGAUGCUGUAAGAAACAUCGCUGACGACCCACCCUGCAGGUGUCCAAGUAAAUUCCACGUUGAGAGACACUCACAGGGUCGAUAUCGUGUGGGAGAGAAAAUGCUUUUUAUACGCAUGCUGCACAACAAGCACGUGAUGGUUCGCGUAGGAGGCGGCUGGGAGACGUUCGAGAGCUACCUACUCAAGCACGACCCUUGCCGUAUGCUUCAAAUCUCCCGCGUGGAGGGGAAGACGUCCCCCGUCAGCAGCAAAGGCCUCAACAUCAAGGACCUGACGCCUGACAGUUACUUGGUGGUGGCGGCCAACUAUCGUUGCAAAAAGACCACACAGGAGACGUCGCCAUGACGAAUUUGAAGGUCAUCACUACAACAUGACUCAACUUGUGAAACAUGGAGAUUACAUUUUACUUUAUUUUAAUUCAUAAAAUUGUAACCUAUUUUGUUUUUUUUACAUUUUGUACAUUAUUUUCUAGUAGGACCUUUAGAAUUUUAAUUACUACAGUAUGCUUAUCUUUAUUAUUAUUAGUAUAACUUAAAGGCCUAUUGAAAUGAGAUUAUCUUAUUUAAACGGGAAUAGCAGGUCCAUUCUAUGUGUCAUACUUGAUCAUUUCGCGGUAUUGCCAAAGGAUUUAGUAGAGAACACCAACGAUAAAGUUUGCAACUUUUGGUCGCUAAUAGAAAAGCCCUGCCUGUACGGGAAGUAUGUGCGCGUGACGUCACUGGUUGCAGAGCUCCACACAUAUUCCCAUUGUUUUUAAUGGGAGCUACCAGCAGCAAGAGCAAUUUGGACCGAGAAAGCGACAAUUUCCCCAUUAAUUUGAGCGAGGAUGAAAGAUUCGUGAAUUAGGAUAUUGAUAGUGACGGAAUAGAAAGAAAAAAAAGCGACGGCUGCGGGCGACGGCAUUGUGAGCGUUUCAGAUGUAAUUAAGACACAUUUACUAGGAUAAUUCUGGAAGAUCCCUUAUCUGCUUAUUGUUUUAAUAGUGUUUUAUUGAGAUUUUAAAGAAUGUAAAGACAUAUCUCAAGGUCGGAUGGCUGCGGUGAACACGAAGUGUCUCAGAGAGAAGCCGAGGAGCCAAGCUCACAGCUGCCGCUGCUGCAGGACGACUAAUAAUCCAAUGAUUUCUCCGGUAAAAUAUAUAUCACAAUUUCCCCAUCCAAAAACAUGCUGGUUCACGUAGACAAAACAUGUUCGCUUGACCGCUCCGCUUCACAACAAACAUCGGCUGUGUCUCGCUGCUAAAGACAGCUGCAAUACACCGCUUUCCACCAACAGCAGUUUUUUAUAGUCUCCAUUAUUAAAUGAACAAAUUGCAAAAGAUUCAGCAACACAGAUGUCCAAAAUACUGUGUAAUUAUGCGAUUAAAGCAGACGACUUUUAGCCGCGAGUGGUGCAGCUGCUAAUAUUUCCUGACAGUCAGUGAAGUCACGCGUACGCUUCAUCAUUUCGCGACGUUUUCAACAAAACUCACGGGAAAUUUAAAAUUGCAAUUUAAUAAACUAAAAAGGCCGUAUUGGCAUGUGUUGCAAUGUUAAUAUUUCAUCACUGAUAUAUAAACUAUCAGACUACGUGGUCGGUAGUAGUGGGUUUCAGUAGGCCUUUAAAUUUACACUUUUACAGGAAAGCACUUAUUUGAUGUUUAAUGCCUGUGGACACCAAAAUAUGUUUGCCAAUGAUGCAAGUCGAAAAGUUCCAAAGCCUAGUCCAGAAUGUUUAUAGUAGUGCGUCCUGACAAGACUUUAUCAUUUUGAUUUAAUUUCUACAGGUUGGAAACUUUUUGGAUGAAUUGUAGUCGUUUUGAUCUUACCAGUUAUUACUUAUUUUACAUACUGUUCCCAUGUUACAUUGGUUGUAAACGUAUCAUGGGAGUCAGGGUUUCUUUAUGGGGUUAUUCAUUUGUUCUACUUCGCUGCCCCCUACAGGCGAAAAAUAAGUAAUGACAUUGUCAUGCUUCGUCAAAGAAUUUGCCUCACGGGUUUGAGGACAACUAAUGCAUACUUUUCGGGGUUCGAUUUUUGUUAAAUACAAAUAAAAUAUUGCAAACUUUGUA